Mucor mucedo is the source of this 732-nucleotide messenger RNA. RefSeq lists its product as uncharacterized. The transcript has a single exon. The coding region runs from base 1 to 732 and encodes 243 amino acids. Lineage: Eukaryota; Fungi; Mucoromycota; Mucoromycetes; Mucorales; Mucoraceae. The record is from RefSeq and is a predicted model, not a curated record.
AUGGAAAUCAAUGCCCCUCUUGCGCGAGCCUACGAUCUGCCCAAUCUCAAAGUGGAUGGAACGCGGAUUAGUGCUUCGGCACGUUUGGCGAUGGCCGGUUUAAAUUUUACAAUAUACGCCAGCAACUACCACUUUGUUCACUACAUGAUUAAAAACAUGCUCCCGGGUAGUUACCAUCGGGUAACUGGCGUCUUUUCGGCAUCCGCGUAUAUCUCCCAGACCUCCACAAGGGCCAUGUUAAGCAUCCGUGUUAGCCCCACCCUCCUUGCACCCAUAACCGUGGAUCGUAGCACCACCCCCGCCGACGCCAUCCAAGUGGCGGAUUCGACCACUACCACCACCAGCAACAACAACAACAACAACAGCAGCAGCACCACUACCACCUCCAACACCACCAAAAAAUUGGAAUUUUUAAUUCACCUCUUCUGUCUCCAAGAAUGGGACAAUUGCCAAACCUCCCGCGGGGAUAAAGUCGCCUUUGCGGAAAAGCUCCUCUCCCUGUACGACUGUCUCCUCCAACAGGAGAUGAUUAUUGGACCUGGUGCCGUCUCCCCUCCCGUCUCGAUUCAAGACGCUACGUUGGAAACUCGAAGCAGCUUGCGCCCCGGCACCAAAAAGACCACGGUAAAGGAAGUUGUGUUGGGGACCUACCCUGCCGUCAACAUGAAGACGAACAUCGAUGACUCGCCUCUCGUUGUGCCUCUCCCACCACCUCCUCCUCCAUCCCCCUAA